Messenger RNA from Cyprinodon tularosa, 1763 nucleotides. It is a transcript of the gene tube1, whose product is annotated as tubulin, epsilon 1. The record is from RefSeq and is a predicted model, not a curated record. Gene Ontology annotation, cellular component: cytoplasm; microtubule. NCBI's taxonomy places the organism in Eukaryota, Metazoa, Chordata, Actinopteri, Cyprinodontiformes, Cyprinodontidae. Gene Ontology annotation, molecular function: GTP binding; structural constituent of cytoskeleton. The coding region runs from base 68 to 1492 and encodes 474 amino acids. Gene Ontology annotation, biological process: microtubule cytoskeleton organization; mitotic cell cycle. The transcript has 12 exons.
CUGCAGCUAACUAAAUGAACCCGUAGGGCCUAGCUAACGCUACAGGACGGUCUAAGCCGCUGCUGCCAUGACUCAGUCCGUUAUUGUUCAAGUCGGACAGUGUGGAAACCAGGUCGGAUGCAGGUUCUGGGAUCUGGCUCUGCGCGAGCACGCGCACGUCAACAAGAAGGGACAGUACGACGAGGCCCUCAGUAGCUUUUUCAGGAAUGUGGAUCCCAGGAGAAGCGAUGGAGGAUCCUGUUGUGUUGGAGGGAGGAUCCAACAUCUGAAGGCCAGAGCGGUCCUGAUUGAUAUGGAAGAGGGCGUGGUCAACGGGAUCCUGCAGGGCGCACUGAGGGAGGUGUUCGACAGCGCUCAGCUCCUCACAGACGUCUCGGGUUCAGGCAACAACUGGGCUGUUGGUAACCUGACAUACGGCUCUGCCUACAAGGAGUUGAUAGUGGACAAACUGAGGAAGGCUGCAGAACACUGCGACUGUCUCCAGUGCUUCUUUCUCAUUCACUCAAUGGGAGGAGGUACAGGCUCCGGUUUGGGGACCAGAGUGCUCAGCCUGCUGGAAGAGGAGUUUCCUGACGUGUGUCGCAUCGUCACCGCCAUGUAUCCAUCAGCAGAAGACGACGUCAUCACUUCUCCCUACAACAGCGUCCUUGCCAUGAGAGAGCUGACAGAGCAUGCAGACUGUGUCCUUCCUGUGGAAAACCAGUCUUUAGUGAACAUUGUGAACAAGAUCAGCCUUAUGUCUCAUGGUGCAAAGCCUGGCUCUGUGCUGAGGAAGGACAGCGCCGUCACCUCUGGACGGGGCUCGCUCAGCCCAACAGAAAAACCUUUUGAUGCAAUGAAUAACAUAGUGGCUAACCUGCUGCUCAAUAUUACCAGCUCUGCUCGUUUUGAGGGCUCUCUCAACAUGGAUCUGAAUGAGAUUGCUAUGAACCUGGUCCCCUUCCCUCGUUUACACUACCUUGUGCCCAGCCUCACCCCCCUGUACACACUGGCGGAUGUCAACAUUCCCACUAGAAGAUUGGAUCAGAUGUUCAGCGAUGCCUUCAGUAAAGACCACCAGUUAAUCCAAGCUGAUCCGAAGCACAGCCUCUAUUUGGCCUGUGCUCUGAUGGUCAGGGGCAACGUGCAGGUGUCUGACCUCCGCAGGAACAUCGAGAGACUGAGACCGUCUCUGCCCUUCGUGUCAUGGAAUCAGGAGGGCUGGAAGACAGGGCUGUGUUCGGAGCCUCCGGUAGGACAUUCCCACUCCCUGUUAGCGCUGGCCAACAACACCUGUGUGAAGCCCACCUUCAUGGAGCUGAGGGGACGCUUCACAAAGCUCUACAAGAAAAAGGCUCACUUACAUCACUACCUUCAUGUAGACGGGAUGGAUCAGAGCAUCUUCUCAGAGUCUUUGUCUUCUCUUAAUGCGCUGAUCGAUGAGUAUCAUCAUCUAGAUGCCACAAAAGCCAGACUUCUACCUGAUGCGCCCAGACUCUCCAUCGCCAGAUGAAACAUCUCUCCCCAUAAAAUAAAAACUCACCUUUUUAAAUCUGAAAAAAGGCCAUUAAAUGGAUCCAGAUGCAUAAAGGCAUCUGUUUAAUGCUUUAUGUAUGGUGUAUAUAGUAACGGUUUCUGUCCAGCUGUGUGACGAAGGAGCUCAGCUGUACAGCGGUGAUGCUUUCCUCAUCUGAACAGAGCAAACUGUAGAGUUGUGUUCUUUCUUUUUGUGAUUCUGUAAAUUUGACUUUGUAAAUAAAACCAAUUUAUUUUGUCUAUUUCAA